This is a messenger RNA of Corticium candelabrum, 913 nucleotides long. RefSeq lists its product as uncharacterized. Gene Ontology annotation, biological process: regulation of apoptotic process; signal transduction. The record is from RefSeq and is a predicted model, not a curated record. Bases 65 to 715 code for a protein of 216 amino acids. Gene Ontology annotation, molecular function: protein binding. Lineage: Eukaryota; Metazoa; Porifera; Homoscleromorpha; Homosclerophorida; Plakinidae. The transcript is spliced from 3 exons.
CUAACGUAGGCGCUCAACGUAUUCAUCUUUCCAUUUGCCUAGCUGGUCAUAAGGUUUUCAGAAAAUGACUGCAGUUGAUCCUAAAUGGCAAAGUCACAUGCGACCACGCUACAGCGAUCUGACGACAGGAUUACGAGUGAGUGGCACUGUACUAGACCAUCUCUACCAGUCGGGACUGCUUGAUUCCGAAGGACGUUCGACAGUGGAUAAAGUGCAACCGAACACAGAAGAAGAGAAGGUUCGCUGCUUGUUGGGAUUGCUAGAAAAGAAGCCUCCUGGUUCUUUUGAAAAUUUUUGUAAUGUAUUGGAAGAUGACAAGGUUGGAUAUAAGCACUUGGCUCUUAUGCUACGGUCUGAAAGUGGUGGUGGUGGUGGUGAUGUUCAAGAAACUGGACCUUGCAGUGGAGGCAUGCAUGAGCAAGCAGCAGCACCAGAGGGUACACACUCAGAUGAUGCCGAACUUACACCUGUCGAACUUGAUAAAAUUGCUGAAAAGUUAGGAUCUCAUUACCACAGAAUUGCAAUUUAUCUGGGCUUUGAUGGCGAAGAAAUUAAACAAUAUGAGGAGGAGUACGACAAAAAGUCAUAUCGCAUUCUCUUUGCUAUUCUUGACAAAUGGCAGAAAAGGGAACACACAACAAGGAAAGUACUACUGGAUGCUUGCAAGGAAGCAGGAGUUGGAGGGGCAGCUUCCAGGAUUCUUUAUAAAAGCUGAGAAACUACAGUAACUUUUGUUCUGACUGUAAUAGUGUAUGUAUGGCUGUUGUGCUGCAGUAAGACGACACUAACAGUAUAUAGUCGUCAUUAUGACUGCAUGUGUGCAAUAAAUCAAACAGAUAUUAUUGCAGUGUUAGAUGCAUUUGUUGCAUGUUUGGGUGUUUAUUCCGCCUUUGCUAGGAUUCUUUUUCUCGUU